AUGUUCGGUCAUAGGAUCUCAAGAUUCGGGUCUGCCAUUGUUAAACAGCUCGCAAGAGAAGGAUAUUUAUCGACAUAUGGGACAAGGAAUCUACAACGGUCUUAUGGGCAGUACUUGCGAUCUCCGCAAAUGAUGGUACAGAGGCAAACGAGGACUUCUCAAGAAGCCUUCUUCUUGAAGAACAAUAGGUUUUCUGCUUUUUCCACAACUUCCUCUGAGAAGGAUGAUGAAGAAACUAAAAAGAUAACUAUAAUCUUUGUUGAUAAAGACGGAGAGGAGAUACCUGUGAAAGUCCCCAUUGGAAUGUCUGUGCUCGAAGCUGCUCAUGAAAAUGAUAUAGACCUCGAAGGGGCAUGUGAGGCUUCUCUAGCAUGUUCAACAUGUCACGUGAUUGUGAUGGACACAGAAUACUAUAACAAACUGGAAGAGCCAACAGAUGAAGAGAAUGAUAUGCUUGAUCUUGCUUUUGGGCUCACAGAAACGUCACGGCUCGGAUGCCAAGUCAUUGCAAGACCAGAGCUAGAUGGUGUUCGCUUGGCCAUUCCUUCUGCCACAAGGAACUUUGCGGUUGAUGGAUUUGUUCCUAAACCACAUUAG
Molecule: messenger RNA, 597 nt
Organism: Microthlaspi erraticum
Lineage: Eukaryota; Viridiplantae; Streptophyta; Magnoliopsida; Brassicales; Brassicaceae
Source: the annotation of a GenBank genome assembly